CCGCGUCUUCUCUCGACCAAAGCUGUCCUCAGAAACAUGCGCCAAGAACUACACCAUGCCUCGCCAACUCAUCGAUGUCGUUCUGGUUGGGCUGUUGCCCUUGACCAUACUCGUGCAUCUAUAUCUAGCCCCUUACACUAAGGUCGAGGAAUCGUUCAAUAUCCAAGCUAUCCACGAUACUUUGAUCCAUGGCAUUCCAACACGCAAUGUUGCCGCCUUCUUCAGGUCGCAUUAUGAUCACUUUACUUUUCCCGGACCUGUGCCUCGCACUUUCGUUGGUGCUGUCGUCAUGUCUGGCUUGACCAGACCUUUGCAGAUAAUCUCGAACAUGUUAUCGUCCGAAGGUCUGGAAAAGUUUACUUUCCAAAUUNNGCUGAAAGCCAGAGGAGUGCUUGGACUGCUGAAUGCAGCAGCUCUCAUUCAAUUCAAGCGUGCAAUCGACACAGCGUACGGCAAAGUGGCAGGAAGAUGGUACAUCGUUCUUCAAGCCUCUCAGUUCCAUGUCAUGUUCUAUGCGUCUCGCACCCUGCCCAACAUGUUUGCUUUCAGCAUCAGUAAGUCUCAGCCCAACCAUCAAGCACCUUCUCACGCUGACCAUGUUAGCNNAACCUUGGCGUUGUCCAGUCUCAUCUCUGCUCAGGCAAUUCCAGCACGCACACANAAAAGUGUCAAACGCAGGCGUUUGGCUCUCUACCUUCUCACUGCUUCAGGUAUCAUUUUCAGAUCAGAGAUAGCUAUUCUACUGGCUAUGCAGACUCUAUACUUGCUGCUCCAAGGUCGUACUUCUUUGGUCAACGAGGUAAUCCCCGCUGGCUUCUUUGGCGUGAUAAUCGGCCUUGGUGUCACUGUCUCAGUGGACUCUUACUUCUGGCAACGCUUCCCAUUGUGGCCGGAGUGGAUAGGCUUCGUCUACAACACUAUCCAAGGAAAAUCUUCUGACUGGGGUGUGAGUCCAUGGCAUUAUUACUUUGUCAAUGCUAUUCCUCGUCUCUUGCUGAAUCCGGUUACUUGGUCUCUUUGUAUUCCGCUCGCUCUGGUCAAUCGCGCAACCCGCAAGUCCAGCUUGGAUACAAUGAUACCUCUGCUCGCUUUUGUGGCCAUCUACAGCGUCUUGCCUCAUAAGGAGUGGCGCUUCAUCAUCUACAUCAUUCCUGGGUUCACUGGUGUAGCAGCUGCAGGCGCAUCCUGGAUUUGGACUCGCCGAUCCAAGACCCUUUUGUAUCGUCUUUUGAGUUUAGGUCUUGUUGGGUCAACCCUACUGUCUUUCACAGGUAGCUUGAGUUUGCUCUACAUUUCAAGCUUGAACUACCCUGGCGGCGAAGCUCUCACACGUCUUCACGAAAUCGUCCCAAGUGGUAGACAGGGUCAGACAUGGGUUUACAUGGACAACUUGGCCUGUCAGACUGGCGUCACACGUUUCUUGGAGAAAGAUGCAGGAUCGACAUUUAUGUACGACAAGACAGAGAACCAGACAACACUAUUGGACCCUAGCUUCUGGCAGAGAUUCGACUAUGUGCUUGCUGAAGAUCCCAAGCGCAUCAUCGGCAGCUGGGAGGUCAUUGACACUGUAUACGGAUACUCUGGAAUUGGUUUCGGUCAUUUGGCUGCAGACCAGGACAGUGCGCCUCCUCUUUCGGCACGCGGUGUUGUCACUCAGCCUCUGAACAUGCUGCUUCAGACGUAUAACGAGGUUGCACGAACGGCAAGCCAGAAGCUUACUGGCGGACGAUGGCCUAUCGUAAAGAUGGAACCAAAGAUCUACAUCCUAAAAUCACAA
This is a messenger RNA of Aureobasidium musti, 1777 nucleotides long. NCBI's taxonomy places the organism in Eukaryota, Fungi, Ascomycota, Dothideomycetes, Dothideales, Saccotheciaceae. The record is from the annotation of a GenBank genome assembly.